Nothobranchius furzeri (turquoise killifish) is the source of this 11147-nucleotide messenger RNA. RefSeq names its product collagen, type XII, alpha 1a (gene col12a1a). Lineage: Eukaryota; Metazoa; Chordata; Actinopteri; Cyprinodontiformes; Nothobranchiidae. The record is from RefSeq and is a predicted model, not a curated record. Gene Ontology annotation, molecular function: protein binding.
AUGGGUCUUAGUGGGAGACGCACACCGACUGGGAGGCAGAGCUUUCGCAAAAGGAGCACAUAUGAUGGUAAAAUGAGCGCAUGGAACUGCCCCCCUUGUUAAGUAGCUGAUGGUUGAAGGAAUUCUUCCCACUUGGAAAAAGGCUUUCCCCUCUUGGACAUCUGCUGGAGGAGCUUCCACAAGGACCCGGCAUCAGCUCCUGUUCAUCUCCAGAGUGGGCUCCUCACAGUCACUUUUACCCGGAGGGCUUUUAUAGACUGAUUGAUGUGCUGCUGAUCCUUCAGAGUGAAACAUGAAGAUAAGGCUGUCGGCGGUCGCGGCGGCGGCCUUCCUCGCAGCCCUGCUGUCCUCCAUAGACGCUCAAGUGGAGCCCCCCUCAGAUUUGAAAUUUAAAAUUCUAAACGAGAACACGGUGGACAUGUCGUGGAUAAGACCCUCGUCGACGAUAGAGGGCUUCAGAAUACAAGUUGUAUCAGACGCAGAUGAACCGGCCAGAGAUUUCACCCUCGGUGCAGACACAACCACAACCUUCAUCACCAGUCUGACCCCUGACUUGGACUAUACCGUGUCGAUAAGCUCCUUUUACGGUUCAGAGGAGAGCAUCCCUAUCUACGGACAACUGACAAUUCAGUCGAGUAACACCAGUGGACGAGUCAGGAGGCCGCAGUCAGAUGCAAUCAAGUGCUCCGUCAGUGCAAUAGCAGAUUUAGUUUUUCUGGUGGACGGCUCUUGGAGUGUGGGCAGAGAAAACUUCAAACACAUUCGUAGCUUCAUUGCUGCCCUAGCGGGGGCCUUUGACAUCGGAGAGGACAAGACCCGAGUGGCUGUGGUUCAGUACAGCACUGAUACUCGCACAGAGUUCCCCCUCACCAGAUACACAAGAAGAGGAGACCUGCUUCAGGCUAUAAACUCCCUACCAUACAAAGGAGGCAACACUAUGACUGGCGACGCCAUUGAUUAUCUGAUCAAAAACAUCUUCACUGAAGCUGCUGGAUCAAGGAAAGGUUUUCCAAAGGUAGCCAUGAUCAUCACUGACGGAAAAUCCCAGGACGCAGUGCAGGAGCAUGCUGAAAGGCUUCGGAACAUAGGAGUGGAAAUUUUCGUCCUCGGUAUCAAAGGAGCAGAUGAGGAUGAGCUCAGGGAAAUCGCCUCCACACCUCACAACAAACACGUGUACAACGUGCCCAACUUUGACCUGAUCCAGGACGUCCAGAGAAGGAUCAUCACUGAAGUUUGUUCUGGCGUUGAUGAUCAGCUCAGCUCUCUGGUUAGUGGGGAAGAAAUGGUGGAGCCUGCGUCUAACCUGCAAGUUACAGAAAUCGCAUCAAAAUCAAUGAGGGUGACUUGGUCCGCAUCCCCAGGAGAAAUUACAGGCUACAAGAUCACCCUCAAUCCCAUGGUACCUGGAAUGAAGCGUCAAGAGCUGUACACUGGACCUACACAGACAUCCAUCAACGUUCGUGACCUUUCCCCUGAGACAGAGUAUGAAAUCAGUUUGUUCGCCCUCAAAGGUCUGACACCAAGUGAACCCAUCCUGGAUCUGGCAAAGACCCAACCUGUCAAGGUGCUAACAGAGUGCUCUUUGGGAGUGGAUGUGCAAGCUGAUGUGGUCCUACUGGUUGAUGGCUCCUACAGUAUUGGAUUAAACAAUUUUGCCAAAGUCCGUGCCUUUCUGGAGGUCCUGGUAAAUUCCUUUGACAUUGGACCAAACAAAAUCCAAAUCAGCUUGGUCCAGUACAGCCGUGAUCCCCACACUGAGUUCGCCCUAAACACUCACCAUGACAUCAACGCCGUGGUCAAGGCUGUCCGUACCUUCCCCUACCGAGGUGGUUCCACUAAUACUGGCAAGGCCAUGACCUAUGUGAGGGAGAGGAUCUUCGUCACAGCCCGGGGAGCUAGAGAGAACAUUCCUCGCGUCAUGGUUCUGAUUACAGACGGAAAGUCAUCGGACUCAUUUAAGGAUGCUGCCACCAAGCUGAGGAAUAUUGAUGUGGAGAUCUUUGCCGUUGGUGUGAAGGAUGCAGUGAGGUCAGAGUUGGAGGCUAUUGCUAACCCGCCGGCAGACAAUCACGUUUUUGAGGUGGAGGACUUUGAUGCCUUCCAGAGGAUUUCCAAGGAGCUGACUCAGUCCAUCUGCCUGAGGAUUGAACAGGAGCUGCUAAAGAUCAAAAUGAGAAGUCUUCUUCCACCCAGAGACUUGAGGUUCUCCGAGGUUACCUCCAGAAGCUUCCGUGCAACAUGGAAGGCUCCCGAGGCAGACGUUUUGUCUUACCUAGUGCGUUUCCGCAAGGCUGAAGAUAUCCUAGGCGACUAUGUUUCUCUGAUAGUGCCUGGUGAUACCACCACGUCCAUUCUUCCCCACCUUUAUCCCCUCACCACCUAUGAAGUCAACGUCUUUUCUCAGUAUGAUAAAGGAGACAGUUUCCCUUUGACUGGAAACGAAACCACCCUAGAAGAGCAAGGAACUGUGCGGAAUCUACGUGUCACAGAGGAGUCGACCAACAGUUUCAGGGUGUCCUGGCAGGCUGCUCCCGGCCCGGUGAUCAGAUACCGCCUGACCUAUGUUCCAGUCAGCGGCACAGGAGAAAUACUGGAAGCUCAAACCCUUGGCCCAGAAACUACCAUAGUUCUCCAAGAGCUGUUCCCAAUCACCACCUACCGUGUGUCUGUGUCUGCUGAGUACUCAACUGGCAUCGGUGACGAAAUGCAAGUUGAUGGAACCACCAAGGAAGUCCGUGGUUCUCCUCGUGACCUUCGUGUUUCUGAUGAGACAAUAUCUACAAUGAAACUGGCGUGGCAGGCCGCUCCGGGGAACGUCGUCCAGUACCGCAUUGCCUACAAACCUGCAGAGGGAGGUGAGAGGAAGGAGAUUUCUGUCAAAGGAGACACCACCCAGGCUGUGCUGAAGAACCUCCAGCCAGCUACUGAGUAUGAGCUGUUUGUUACGGCACGCUACUCUACUGGCAUGGGCGAUCCCCUACUGGGCACUGGAACCACCUUAGAAGAACUCGGCUCGCCCAGGGACCUGGUCACCAAAGAUGUCACCGACACCAGUUUCGGAGUGUCCUGGGUCGCUGCGCCUGGGAACGUCCGACAGUACCGGAUCACGUGGAAGUCUAUGUUCAGCGAUGAGGCCGGGGAAAAAACAAUCCGAGGGGACUCCACGGCCACCGUUUUAAAUGGCUUAACCCCAGAGACGCGCUAUCAGGUGUCUGUGUUUGCAAUCUAUGGUCACGGAGAGGGUCAGCCAUUGGAUGGAGAAGAAACUACAGACAUUUCAGCUGCAAACAGAGCCAUUGUUGUGUCCGACGAGACGGAGAAGAGCAUGAAGGUGACGUGGCAGCCGGCACCUGGAAACGUAGUCAACUACCGAGUCACUUACAAACCGCCAGGAGGACGGCAGCUGGCAGCUAAAGCCCCCGGUGGGACCACCUCCCUUGUGCUGAGACGCCUAACUCCCCUCACUACCUACGAGAUCACCGUUGUGCCAGUUUAUCGCUCUGGAGAAGGCAAAGCGAGGGAAGGAGAAGGAACCACUUUGUCUCCCUUCAAGGGCCCAAGGAAUCUCCAGACUUCAGAGCCCACUAAGACCAGUUUUAGAGUAACCUGGGACCCGGCACCCGGCGACGUUAAAGGCUAUAAAGUCACUUUUCAUCCAGCUGAGGAUGAUAUCGACCUGAAAGAACUCCUGGUCAGUCCGUACGACAACACUGUGGUUCUGGAGGAGCUCAGAGCUGGUACCAAAUACACAGUGAGUGUGUUUGGUAUGUUUGAGGGAGGAGAGAGUAUGCCGCUGGCUGGAGAGGAGAACACCACAUACUCGGAUGAUCCUGAUCCUCUAGCUUUCCCUGAACCAAAUGUCAUGUGUAAGACCACGGCUCAGGCCGACAUCGUGCUACUGGUGGACGGCUCCUGGAGCAUCGGGCGUCUUAACUUCAACACCAUCCGCGCAUUCAUCGCUCGUAUGGUGGGAGUCUUCGAUAUUGGUCCUGAUCGGGUUCAGAUUGGACUUGCACAGUACAGCGGAGAUCCGAGGACUGAAUGGGACUUGAAAACCCAUCGGACCCGGGAGUCUCUCCUGCAGGCUGUGAACAAACUGCCCUACAAAGGAGGAAACACCAUGACAGGCAUGGCUUUGAACUACAUCCUAAAGAACAAUUUCAAGGAGAGCCUUGGGAUGCGACCUAGUGCCCGUAAAAUCGGCGUCCUGAUCACUGAUGGCAAAUCCCAGGAUGACGUCAUCAUCGCCUCCCAGAACCUGCGAGAUCUGAGCAUCGAGCUCUACGCCAUUGGUGUGAAGAAUGCUGAUGAGAACGAGCUGAGGUCCAUUGCCACGGAUCCGGAUGAAAUCCACAUGUACAACGUGGCUGAUUUCUCCUUCCUGCUGGACAUCGUGGACAACCUGAGUGACAACCUCUGCAACAGCGUCAAAGGUCCAGGAGGAGCCCCCGACGCACCCACCAAUCUGGUGACAUCAGAGGUGACUCAUCAGUCCUUCAGAGCCACCUGGACCGCUCCCGAAGGCCCGGUGGAAAAGUACCGAGUGGAGUACAUGACCGUAUCAGGAGCUCCCGAACAGGUGUUUGUGGACGGUACUGAGACCACCGUGGUUCUGCAGGGCCUCACACCUCUGACCAAGUACCUCGUCAACGUCUACUCGGUUGCAGGGGAGGACAGCAGCGAGCCACUAAAAGGAACUGAAACAACACUGCCUCUGAGCGCCGUGAGGAGGAUGACCGUUUAUGAUGAGCAGACCACCACCAUGCGAGUGCGGUGGGAGGAAGCGCAGGGAGCCUCGGGCUACAUGCUGCUCUACAGCGCCAUCAACGCCACCCAGCCCACAGACGAGCAGGAGCUGAGAGUGAAAGCCGGAACAACCGAUGUCCAGCUGACGAAGCUGCUUCCCAACACAGCCUACUCCCUCUCUCUCUUUGCUCUUUACGGCGAAAGCGCCAGCGAGCCGCUGACCAAGCAGGGAGUCACCCUGCCGAUGCCACCAGCUGGAGAGCUGAGGGUUCGCGACGUCACCCACAGCACCAUGGUGCUUCACUGGGAUGCUGCUCCGGGUCCUGUUCGUAGCUACAUCAUCACCUACCAGCCCGAGGAGGGAGACGCUAAAGAACUGGAAGUUGGAGGCAGAGUGACGGAGAGGCAACUGGACAGCCUGAUCUCACAGACCGAGUACGCUCUAGCGGUCACUCCGGUGUACGACGAGGGUCCUGGGCAGCCCAUGCUGAAUUCUGCAAUCACUGAUGUGGUCCCGGCUCCAAAGAACCUGCGGUUCUCCGAAGUGACCCAGACCAGCUUCAGAGCAACCUGGGAUCACGGCGCUCCCGAUGUGGCUCUUUACCGCAUCGCGUGGUCCAAGAAAGGAGAGGAGAACUUCCAAUAUGCCAUCCUGAACAGCGAUGAAACAACCCACGUCCUGGAGGAGUUGGACCCAGACACGCCUUACGACGUUCGCGUCACCGCGAUCUACCCGGACGAGUCCGAGAGCGAGGAUCUGAUGGGCACAGAGAGGACAUUGUCCAAGGAUGCUGGUAGACCAGUACCAAACGCACCGCCCACCGACUUGGUCGUCUACAACGAGACCACCACCUCCCUGAACGCCAGGUGGACUCCACCUUCAGGCCGGGUCCAGACCUACAGGAUCACUUACGUCCCCACAUCUGGAGGCAAGAGUCAGACUACCCAGGUUGGAGGGAAAAAGACCAACGUCCUGCUCCCCAAACUGACCCCUGACACCGAGUACUCAAUAGACGUGGUUGCCGUUUACGCCAACGGAGCCAGCGGGGACCUGAAUGGACUCGGAAAGACCAAGCCAUUGGGAGGUGUCAGGAACCUGAGGGUGACCGACCCUACAACCAGCACCUUGAAUGUCUUUUGGGAACCUGCUGAAGGAAGCGUUCGUCAAUAUCGGAUCUUCUAUGUCCCCGCAGCUGGAGGAGAGGAAGAAAUGGCUCAGGUGUCAGGAAACACCUACAACACUGUGCUGAGGAACCUGCAGCAUGAUACAGUUUACACUGUAUCUGUGGUUCCAGUUUAUUCCAGCGGAGAUGGACAACGCAUGUCUGAGAAUGGAAAAACAUUGUCCGGGGAUGGUGGUAGUAGUCCAGUGGACCGCCUUCCAGCCAGAAACAUAAAGGUCUACAACCCCACAACCAACAGCUUGAACGUUCGUUGGGAGGCAGCCACAGGCCCGGUUCAGCAGUACCGAGUGGUCUACGCUCCUCUGACUGGCAUCAGACCCUCUGAGUCGGUCCUGGUACCAGGCAGCACCACCACAGCUCUUCUGAGUCAGCUUCUGCCAGACACUGAUUACAACGUUGGAGUUGUGGCAUUGUACAGCGAUGGAGAAGGACCCACUGCUAGUGACGCUGGAAAGACACUGCCACGUGGCGGCCCACGGAACAUGCGUGUGUAUGACCCGACCACCACCACCCUCUCUGUCAGCUGGGAGCAUGCAGAAGGUCCCGUCACGCAGUAUCGCAUCUCCUACGAGCCAACCACCGGAGACCCCAUCGAGGAAUUUACAACCGUUCCAGGGAACAGAAACAACGUGAUCCUGCAGAACCUGGAUCCAGACACACCGUAUAACAUAAAAGUGACAGCCAUCUAUGCAGAUGGACCUGGAGGGCAGUUGGACGGGAAUGGACGCACAGUGGGAAUGCUCGGACCCAGAAACCUCCGUGUUUCUGAUGAAUGGUACACCCGCUUCAAGGUAGCCUGGGACCCCGCCCCCUCCAGGGUUAAUGGAUACAAGCUUUUCUACCGACCCGUGGGCACCAACACAUUUUCUGAGAUGUUUGUUGGAGAUGUGACCUCACACCAACUGCAGAACCUGAAUCCUGGAACCACUUAUGACCUACAGGUGGUGGCUCAGUACAACACGGGCUCUAGUCAACCUCUGACUGGCCAAGGAACGACACUGUACUUAAACGUGACGGGCUUGUCCACCUACAAUGUCGGCUACGACUCUUUCUGCAUCCGAUGGGCUCCCCACCGAGCCGCCACCUCCUAUAGACUCACCGUCAGUCCUGUUGACCGGUCAAAGCGUGGAUCUCAAGAAGUCACAGUGCAAGGCUCCCAGAGCACCAACUGUUUCGAUGGCUUGAGCCCCGACACUCUUUACAACGCCACGGUUUACACCCAAACCCAAAACCUGGAGGGCCCUGGAGUCAGCGUCACAGAGAAAACAUUGGUCAAACCCACUCCUGUGCCGACUCAGCCUCCCCCAACUCCUCCAGCUUCAGUCCCACCUGCUCGAGAUGUGUGCAAAGGAGCAAAGGCCGACGUGGUCUUCCUCAUCGAUGGCUCCUGGAGUAUCGGAGAUGACAGCUUCAACAAAGUCAUCCAGUUUGUUACAAGCAUGACUUCAGCUUUUGAUGUUAUCAGCCCGAGUGGCGUGCAGGCUGCAUUUGUGCAGUACAGCGAUGACGCCAAGACCGAGUUUAAACUGAACACCUACCACGACAAGGGUGUUGUGCUAUCAGCUGUGAAGUCAAUUCGCUACAGAGGAGGCAACACUAAGACGGGCAUUGCUCUGAAGCACGUCUACGAGAAGGUGUUCACAUCAGACAGCGGCAUGAGGAGAAAUGUCCCCAAAGUGCUGGUUGUGGUCACGGAUGGGCGGUCCCAAGACGAGGUCAAGAAGAGUGCAGAGAAACUGCAGCACUCUGGCUAUAGUGUGUUUGUGGUUGGAGUGGCUGACAUCGACAGGAGAGAGCUGACAGCCAUCGGCAGCAAGCCCAGCGAGAGGCACGUGUUUGUCGUCGACGAUUAUGAUGCUUUUGACAAAAUCCAGGACAACCUGAUCACUUUCAUCUGUGAAACGGCAACGUCCACGUGUCCUUUAAUCUACAUGAAUGGAUUCACCACUCCUGGUUUCAGAAUGCUAGAAGCUUUCAACAUUACAGACCAGACGUUUGCUGGCAUGAACGGCGUUUCCAUGGAGCCUGGUUCCUUCAACAGCUUCGUCACCUACAGGCUGCAUAAAGAUGCCUUCCUGAACCAGCCCACCAAGGAGAUCCAUCCAGACGGUCUUCCUCCGUCUUACACCCUCAUCCUGCUCUUCCGUCUCCUGCCCGACACGCCGUCCGAACCGUUUGAUAUCUGGCAGAUUGCUGACAAAAACAACAACCCUGAGGUCGGAGUCACUGUGAAUCCUUCCAGUCAAACGGUGACGUUCUACAACAAGGACACUCGAGGAGAGAUUCAGAAAGCUGUCUUUAAUGAAGCUCAAGUGAAGCGAGUUUUCCAUGGGAGCUUCCACAAGCUCCACAUUUCUGUUUCUCCUGAGAAGGUCAAGCUCCAUGUGGACUGUCAGGAAGUGGCAGAGAAGCCCAUCAAAGAGGCCAACAACAUCACAGUGGAGGGCCUGGAAGUGCUUGGCAAGAUGGUCAAGUCAGGAGGUGGAAAGAAGCAGUCUGCAACAUUCCAGCUCCAGAUGUUCGAUAUUGUCUGCAGCUUGAGCUGGAUCAGUCGGGACAAAUGCUGUGAGCUCCCAUCCACAAGAGUCGAAGCCAAGUGUCCAGCUCUUCCCCACUCUUGUACUUGCACACAGGACAGCAUUGGCCCUCAGGGACCUCCCGGACCAACGGGAAGCCCAGGUACUAAAGGACCACGAGGAGAUACGGGAUCACCUGGCAACCCCGGCGGAAUGGGUCCACGUGGUGAGCCAGGACUCCCAGGUCCGUUAGGACCACCGGGUCCACAAGGCCCUAACGGACUGUCUCUGCCGGGCCCACCUGGUAGCUCAGGACCAAAGGGAGAUCGUGGAGACCCAGGCAUUACUGGUCUGCAAGGUUCUCCCGGCCCACGUGGCCCUCUGGGCCCUGUUGGACCAAGCGGAGCACGGGGGCCACCAGGAAAGGAGGGACAAGCUGGACCCAGAGGCCCACCAGGGCCAAUGGGAAGCCCUGGAAAUCCUGGUGUACCCGGAAUCACUGGAAAACCAGGAAAACCAGGAGAACCAGGAAACCCAGGACCCGUUGGCCUUAAAGGAGAAAAAGGAGAGAGGGGAGACUUUGCAUCCCAGAACAUGAUGCGCUCCAUUGCCAGACAAGUUUGUGAACAGCUUGUGAACAGCCAGAUGAGCAGAAUCGACGUUAUGCUCAACCAGAUUCCUUCCGGAUAUCGCAGCAACACUCCAGGGCCACCCGGUCCUCCUGGGCCCCCUGGCAGCCAGGGAGCACGAGGAGAGCCAGGGCAAACCGGAAGAUCCGGGUUCCCUGGAAACCCAGGAUUACCCGGAAAUCAAGGAGAAAGAGGUUUGCCAGGAGAAAAGGGAGAGAGAGGAUCUCCAGGAGAUAGUGUCAGAGGAGUUAGAGGUCCACCAGGACCACCAGGGCCACCUGGAGAGUCGAGAUCUGGUCCCCCAGGUCCUUCUGGCUCCGCUGGGGUUCGUGGCCCUCCAGGACGUCAGGGUACUCCAGGUGUGAGGGGACCACCAGGACCCCCUGGAUACUGCGACUCCUCUCAGUGUGUUGGUAUUCCUUACAAUGGACAAGGAUACACAGGUUUGGCAUAGUAAACGUUCUGUCAUCUGUGCCGCUUUCUCUCUGAAGUCCUGCUUCUGAGAUGUUUGCCCGUUUGCUUUGGGCCUUGCAAGGAUAAUCACCAUGGACAUAAAUGCUGAACAUUAAAACGAAACAUUACAAAAGAAUACCAAAAAAAAAAGGAGCAUACUGGCACUAACAUCAUGUCACAGCUACAAGCUACAGUGAUGGCAACCUGCUGGCCUGUUUGCAUCUUGAACCACAAACCGUUGGGAAAACUAAAACAAAAAGAGACAGAGAGACUGAGCAUUUCUCCGAAGGAAGCAGCAUGUACAAACACCAGCCGACACAACUACUAACAACGAGGAUCUCAGAAUAGUAAUAACGUGGAGGUGAUAUGUGUAAAUAAAACUAAUGUUUUUGCCUUGUAAAUGACUGAACCAGGACUAAAAAUCAUGUUAACACCUUUUUUUGAGCUUGUGCCUCAUAACUCACUGCUUACUCACCACCAGCAUACCCCCCCCCCCCCAGAUAAUUGGUCUUACACCUCUGGUUCAGACUUUCGCAUGUUUCAAUGUUAUUAUCGAGGCCUGUGAUUGGCCAAAUUGGUGCAAUUUUUUCCCAUCUAUGCUUUCAUGUUUCUUUUGUAACAGCUGGUCUUUUUUUAUCAAAAAUGUUGGAUUUUAUUGUGAGAUUUAGAAUUUUUGUGUUUUUUUUUAACCCAAAAAAAAAUGGCAUCAUUUCUAUUAGAGAUAUUUUGUAAUUCUGAGUGGAAGGUUUUUCUAAUUGUUUAUGUAAAAAGUUGAUUUUUUUUUCUCGAUUGGCCAAAUGCUCUUCCAGCUCCCCGCUACCAGCCGGAUGUCGAGUCUCUACCCGCGGAGCCAGUUGGAGGGGUUGAGACAGUGCAAUCGCAAGGUUACAUGAGAACCCAGCGAAGAAAGAGAUCACAACCACAGGACAAUACAGGAAGACUAGCAUCAUAGCCAUGAUCAGGAGCUCUCAGAAACUAAUAUUCCACAAAUACUUGAGUUUGAAUACUCAGAGUAAAACUAUACUUAUAUGGGUUUGAUACCUCUGGCUCUUUAUAUAUUUUUAUGACAUGAAAAAGUUUUGCGAGUUUAAUAGAAAUCUUUACGUUACAAACCUGUGUGCUAGCUAAAUGUUUCCCCUUCAGUGUCUGCUUGUUUGCAAGUGUUUGCCAGACUCCAGUUUGGAAAGCACCAACCAUGUAAAAACCAGCUAAACAUAUGUGCAAACACGCAUGUCCCUUAACAGCAACAUGUUCCCGUUUCUAAAUCCGUUUCAGGUCCUCUGUUGGUCAAAAUCGAUCCGUUUACGCCCAGACAUUUCUGUUUUGUGCUGCCUGUAAGCGCUAUGGUAAUCUGACUAACUGUAACAAAUCAUAUGUGUUCUUAUUUUUGUUUUGUUACCAAAAAGGUUAAAUUGCAUGAUUGUGUUGUAUAUUUACUGAGGUCAGAAUAUAGUUGUUGUUUUCUAUCAAGGCAGUUUGGAUUUGGUGGCAAGACUAUGGCCAUAGGAUUGCUUUUCUCUUGUUUCAACUGCACAUUUUUGUGAAUUACACACAGCCUUAUUUUCUUAUUUAUUUCUGAAACGGAAGAGGCAUUUUUCAAUAAAACUACUGAAAAUGUA